AUGUCGCUCCUUGAGGCGAAGGUCAAGAGCGUCCUCUCCGGAGACACGGUCAUCUUACACAACAUCAACAACCCGAAGCAAGAGCGCACGUUGAGCUUGGCCUAUGUUACCGCCCCGCGACUGCGGCGGGAAGGAGACGAGCAAUUCGCUUUCGAAUCGCGCGACUUCCUCCGCCGUCAGCUUGUAGGCAAGGUCGUACAAUUUAAGAUCCUGUACAAGAUCCCUACGGGCGCCAACCGCGAGUACGGCCUGAUUUCGCUACCGAACCGAACAAAUCUGCCGGAUCUCGCUGUCGCCGAAGGCUGGCUAAAGCUGCGCGAUGACGCCGGCCGCAAGGAGGACUCUGAGGAAGCCUCCGCACUCUUGGAGAAGCUCCAGGUGUACGAGGCGCGGGCAAAGGCAGAGUCGAAGGGCCUGUGGCAGGAGUCUGGUGGCAGAAUCAGCUCUUCUUCCGAGCUGAGCGAUUCGAAACAGUUUGUGGAGGACCACAAGAGCCAAGAUCUCACCGCAAUCGUGGAGAAGGUCCUCGCCGGUGACCGCCUCAUCGUCCGCUUCCUCCUCUCGCCGACCGAACAUGUGCAGACCCUCGUCCUUAUUGCCGGCAUCCGGGCACCAGCCACGAAGCGAACAAACCCUUCGGACGGCAAGGAGCAACCAGCAGAGCCUUUUGGUGACGAGGCGCAUCAAUUCGUCGAGACGCGGUUGUUGCAGCGAAAUGUUACCGUCAACGUAUUGGGAAAUAGCCCUAACGGACAGAUUGUAGCGACUAUCAAACAUCCCACCCAAGGCAGCAUUGCGCCAUUCUUGCUGAAGGCAGGUCUGGCCAAGUGCACCGACCACCAUACUACGUUACUCGGUGGUGAGAUGGCCGCACUCAGGCAAGCUGAGAAGAGCGCAAAGGACUCCAGGCAAGGUGUUUAUCAAGGUCAUGUUGCCCCGAAGGCUUCAUCCGCUGGUCAGAACGAAGCCGUCGUGAGCAGAGUCCAGAGUGCCGACACUUUGUUCGUAAGAAACAAAGCUGGCGCAGAGAAGCGCAUCAACCUGAGCAGUGUCCGCCAGCCAAAGCCAACCGAUCCUAAGCAGUCCCCAUGGGUACCUGAGGCAAAGGAAUUCUUGCGGAAAAAGUUGAUCGGAAAGCAUGUCCUGUUUCACGUUGAUGGCAAGCGCCCAGCUACUGAGGGCUACGAUGAGCGCGAGAUGGCCACGGUAACAUAUCAAGGCCAAAACGUUGGUCUGCUGCUCGUGGAGAAUGGUCUGGCUUCCGUGAUUCGUCACCGCCAAGACGAUACUGACCGUAGCCCUAUCUACGACGACCUUCUGCUCGCCGAGUCAGCAGCACAGGAGGCGCAGAAGGGGUUGUGGUCGCCCAAGGCUCCCUCGGCGAAACAAUAUGUCGAUUAUUCAGAAUCGCUCGAGAAGGCCAAGCGCCAGCUGACUCUCCUCUCACGACAACGCAAGGUCCCCGCUAUUGUUGAUUUUGUAAAGUCUGGAUCUCGCUUCACUGUUCUUGUGCCUCGCGAGAACGCCAAGCUCACCUUCGUACUCUCCGGCAUCCGCGCGCCACGCUCUGCACGAAAUCCGACUGAGCAGGGCGAGCCAUUUGGUCAAGAGGCACAUGAGUUCGCCAACAAGCGUUGUCAGCAGCGAGAUGUGGAGAUUGAUGUGGAGGAUUGCGACAAAGUGGGUGGCUUUAUUGGCGCGCUUUACAUCAACCGCGAGAAUUUCGCAAAGACCCUGGUCGAAGAAGGUCUCGCAACAGUACACGCCUACUCGGCUGAGAAGUCUGGCAACGCGAACGAGUUGUUCGCUGCCGAGCAACGUGCGAAGGACGCGCGGAAGGGACUGUGGCAUGACUAUGACCCUUCACAGGAUGAGGAUGCAGAGCAGGCUGAUUCAGGCGCUGAUGUCAACGGCCAGAAUGGCGAUGCAGCAGUGGAGCGCCGGAAAGACUACCGCGAUGUACUCGUGACGCACGUUUCCGAUGAAGGUCGAUUGAAGCUGCAGCAAGUAGGCACUGGUAGCUCCGCCUUGACCGAGCUCAUGAACGCUUUCCGCAGCUUCCAUCUCAACCCGACGAACAACCAGGGCCUGCCGAACCCCCCGAAGGCCGGCGACUUCGUGGCUGCCAAGUUUACUGCAGACGAUGAAUGGUACCGAGCUCGUAUCCGACGCAAUGACAGGGAGGCAAAGAAGGCCGAAGUCGUCUACAUUGACUAUGGCAACUCGGAGACCAUCCCCUGGUCGCGUCUUCGUCCUCUCUCGCAGCCGCAAUUCUCUCCGCAAAAGUUGAGAGCCCAGGCUCAAGAUGCACAGCUGUCGUUCGCCCAGUUACCCAGCAACCCUGAGUACCUCGCGGAUGCUAUCCACUUCAUUGCGCAAGAGACGGCCGACCGCCAACUCGUCGCUAACGUAGACCAAGUGGACAAGGACGGAACUCUCUGGGUGACCCUGUUCGACCCCAAGCAGAGCGACAAGCCCGACGAGAGCAUCAAUGCGGAAGUGAUUAGCGAGGGUCUCGCGAUGGUGCCAAAGAAGCUGAGGGCGUGGGAGCGCAGUGCAUCCGACAUCCUGGGUGCCCUGAACAAGAGGCAAACCACGGCCAAGGAAGAAAGGAGGGGUCAAUGGGAGUAUGGCGAUCUCACCGAGGACUAA
Messenger RNA from Didymosphaeria variabile, 2652 nucleotides. RefSeq lists its product as uncharacterized. The coding region runs from base 1 to 2652 and encodes 883 amino acids. NCBI's taxonomy places the organism in Eukaryota, Fungi, Ascomycota, Dothideomycetes, Pleosporales, Didymosphaeriaceae. Gene Ontology annotation, molecular function: nuclease activity; RNA binding. Gene Ontology annotation, cellular component: cytosol; nucleus; RISC complex. The record is from RefSeq and is a predicted model, not a curated record. Gene Ontology annotation, biological process: regulatory ncRNA-mediated gene silencing; mRNA catabolic process. The transcript has 3 exons.